CCCCGUGAGCUCACUCUCACUUUCUUACAGCUGUACGCAGUCACAAAACUCAGUUUGGAUUAUUGAAAGUAUUUUUUUCUUUUACAAAACAUGGCGGCUUUGAUAAAAAAUGAAGUUUUCUCCUGUUUUGUGUUCUACAGCGUGCUUCUGGUGAUAAAAAUGUACAUCAUUGCGAUUAUAACAGGACAAGCGAGGCUGCGUAAAAAGGCUUUUGCGAACCCGGAGGACGCGCUGAGACACGGAGGUUUACAGUUUCACAGAGAGGACCCGUACGUGGAAAGAUGCCGGAGAGCUCAUAUCAAUGACAUGGAGAACAUCCUCCCAUUCCUUUUCCUGGGUGCCAUCUACUCCAUGACCGGACCCUCGCUAGCUGUGGCCCGCCUUCACUUCCUGGUCUUCUUCGUGGGUCGAGUUCUGCACAGCGUCGCCUACCUGUGUGCCCUGCGAGCACCCACUCGCUCUCUGGCCUACACUGUUGCACAGAUUCCUUGCAUCUCUAUGGCUCUGCAGAUCCUAACAUUAGUCGCAGCGUAUGCUUAAAUAAGGUUUCAGAAUUGAGAAACCGAACCUUGAGGUGGUGUUCUGGCCUGAAGGAAGGAUUUGUGGCCUGUCGGAAAAAAACGGAGAGGAGGAUACCUGAGAGGCCUCCUGGAGGGAGAGCAUAAAAGACAAGAAUGUCUAUGCAAUAAAAGGUGUAGUUAAACACCACAGCCAGGGUAUUGGUUGGUUUUGUCAGUAUUUUAUUGUUAAUUUACAAACUUCAAAUGUGAGAAUGUCUAAAAAUGUAUUUAAAGUCAAACAUGACUCAUGUAUUUAAAAUGAAAAUGAAGGUUGUUUUGCUCGUUUUUUUAACCAGCUUUUGCUUAUAUGGAAUCAAAAACUCACCAACAAAACAUAAGGUUUAAGCCACUUGGGAAAUGUUUCCAGUACUGCACUGUUUGUUCAUCCCUGCCACUUGUGUGUGUGUGUGUGUGUUUACACAUAGCAAAGACCCUCAUCUGUGUGAUGCAGUACCCUCCAUAACUUCAUCUGUUUCCUGUGGGGAUAUUCCAUCUAUUGUCUUGUUGUGCCAUGUUCAAUUAAAUCUCAGCAGAUUCUGGCAUAAUGACUGAAGGUGUGUUGGGAAAUUUAAUCCCAGUCAGUGAAAUAAAUCUAGAUGCUCUUGAUGUGUGAAAGAAACUGUCUUUAAGUAGUUUUUAAGGAAAAAAAGAAAAAUCUUUACGUAGCCUGUGGACUGAGAAUAAAUCUUAGAAUAACUUGUUUUGAAAGAAACUUAGACAUAUCUGUGAAAAAAAGGCCUUGUCUCUCAUGAAAUUGCUCAAUUGAACAAAAGACUGUAUUUAAAGUUUUUUCUGAACUAUUUAUUAUUCAGUUGCAUGUAAACAGUGUUGUUUCUAAGAUACAUUUUUGUAGGCAAUAAAACAAUUCAGAUAUGCAACAAA
Labrus bergylta (ballan wrasse) is the source of this 1442-nucleotide messenger RNA. It is a transcript of the gene ptges, whose product is annotated as prostaglandin E synthase. The record is from RefSeq and is a predicted model, not a curated record. Gene Ontology annotation, cellular component: membrane. NCBI's taxonomy places the organism in Eukaryota, Metazoa, Chordata, Actinopteri, Labriformes, Labridae. Gene Ontology annotation, biological process: prostaglandin biosynthetic process. Gene Ontology annotation, molecular function: prostaglandin-E synthase activity.